This is a messenger RNA of Rubroshorea leprosula, 756 nucleotides long. NCBI's taxonomy places the organism in Eukaryota, Viridiplantae, Streptophyta, Magnoliopsida, Malvales, Dipterocarpaceae. The record is from the annotation of a GenBank genome assembly.
UACCAGGCCUACUUUUUUGUGUCUACUCCAUCACACGAAGCGGUUCGUUGGAGAAGACAUGGAAUACGAUUAUAUGUUCAAGUUGAUGGUCAUCGGAGACUUAGACGUAGGAAAAUCGAGUUUGAUAAGGCGAUUAACGGAAAAUACUUUCGAGGAGUCGCAUGAAGAAAAACUUGGAGUGGCUGUUCACUCUUACCUGGUCAACGUUGAGGCCAUGCCCAUCAACCUCCAAAUUUGGAAUUUGGAGAUUCAGCGUCCAGAUUUCAAAAUGACAAUCAUGCUCGUGGGAAACAAGUGUGACCUUGAAAACAAGAGGGCUGUCACCAAAGAAGAAGCUGAACAACUUGCACAGCAGAAUGGCCUCUUAUUUGUGGAGACAUCUGCUGCCACAGCUCAAAAUGUUGCGGAGGCUUUCAAGAGGACUACUGCAAAUAUCCUUCAGAAAUUGCAGGGUGGCGUUAUUCACGUGCCUCAUGCGUGUAUUUUUCGGCCCAUGGAACAAAAAUGUAGCAGGUGCAGGGAAGAGCAAGCAAGUAUUGAGAAGGAGAGAGAUGCAAUUUUCGAAAAGGCUCUUGACAUCGCCAUAUUUGACCGGUUACGUGAACGUGAAAUGGCUCCUCCGGCCCUUACUCGAUAGUUGAAUAUCGUUAAUUAUUACUACAUCCCAUAUCUUUGUCAUUUAAUUGAACUGAACCCCUGCCGGGUCGAAGCUUUCCUCUCUUCUGGACGUGCAUGGAAAAAAUAUUAACAUUAGUU